UAUAACAUACACAGUCUCUACACACAAGUAAAAAUUCAUAGCUCAUGGCUAUUAGAAAAACAGUUACUAUUUUUUGUUUCAUUGUUUGGCAGCUGCCUCUGCUUCUGCUACUAUCAUUAUCAUGUCACCUGAACUUGGCUUCCGCUAUCGGUGGCAAGUGGGAGCUACUAGUGUCCAGCAUUGGCAUUUCCGCCAUGCACAUGCAACUCCUCAACGACGAUAAAGUCGUCGUGUUCGAUCGUACUGACUUUGGUGAAUCCAACAUUUCGUUGCCCACUGGCAAAUGCCGCAACAACAAUAAUGACCUUGCUUUGAAAGUCGAUUGCACUGCUCACUCCGUCGAAUAUGAUGUGUCCACCAAUUCUGUACGUCCCCUCAUGGUCCAGACCAACGUGUGGUGCUCCUCUGGCUCUGCCAUGUCAGACGGUUCUUUGGUUCAAACGGGUGGCUUCAAUGAUGGUAUAAAUGUAGUAAGAGUUUUCAAACCGUGCAUUACUGGAAAAAGGAGCACUUGUGAUUGGCAUGAAAUGGGAAAUGCCUUAAUUCAAAGUCGAUGGUAUGCCACCAAUCAUAUAUUGCCAGAUGGCAGGCAAAUUAUUAUUGGUGGUCGUCAGGCUUUUAACUACGAAUUUCAUCCCAAGACUGAUUCGACCAAUAAUGUAUUCAGCCUACCGUUUCUUGAACAAACUAACGAUCCCGGAGAGGAAAACAAUCUAUACCCAUUUGUUUUUCUAAAUCUUGAUGGAAAUCUAUUCAUAUUUGCCAAUGACCGAGCUAUAUUGUUCGAUUACACAACGAGCACAGUGGUGAAAACCUAUCCACAGAUACCUGGUGGAGACCCAAGAAAUUAUCCAAGUACAGGUUCUGCAGUUCUUCUUCCUUUAAAGAACUUGCAGGCACAAACAACUCAAGCUGAGGUUUUGGUGUGUGGUGGAACACCAAGAGGCUCUUACCUUAAAGCAGUUGGAGGUGAAUUUUUGGGUGCAUUAAAUACUUGUGGCCGAAUUACAAUUACUGACCCGAAUCCACAGUGGACCAUGGAGACCAUGCCAUUGCCUCGGACGAUGGGGGACAUGGUGAUUCUACCAAACGGAAACAUUUUGAUCAUUAAUGGAGCUGCAGUAGGCGCUGCCGGAUGGGAAAUAGGUAGGAGCCCAGUCUUGAGUCCAGUGAUUUACCAACCCGAUAACCUACCUGGUUCUAGAUUCGAGGUACAAAAUCCGAGUGCAAUACCCAGAAUGUACCAUUCGACAGCGGUUUUACUUAGAGAUGGACGAGUUCUUGUUGGUGGUAGUAACCCAAAUGAAUUUUACAACUUCACUGGUGUUCUUUUUUCAACAGAGUUAAGCUUGGAGGCGUUCUCACCAACCUAUUUGGAUGCAGAGUCUGCUAAUUUGCGACCACAAAUCAUUUCUCCCGUUUCCCGCCACAAAUUCAAGUAUGGGCACCGAGUUAAAAUUCGAUUUUCUAUUUCCGGGUUACUAAACAAAAGUUCAAUCAAAGUGACAAUGGUUGCGCCCGGAUUUAAUACACAUUCAAACACUAUGAAUCAAAGAAUGCUGGUACUUCUAAGUGGAGUUGUAAAACAGGUUGGAAAAUCUAUCUACCAAGUGAGUUGUGUAUUUCCAAGUUCGGGUAAAUUAGCACCACCUGGUUACUACCUUCUAUUUGUGGUUCAUCAUGACAUUCCAAGCGAGGGAAUUUGGGUCAGGAUCUAUUAAUUACAUUUGACUCUGCAAAUUCUUUCAGGAUUUUUUUUUUCUUACCAAGUGUGGGUAAAGGCCUGUUUUGAUAUUUACAAGUUUUUUUUUUCCGGUUUUAGAAAGUUGUUUGUAAGCAUACAA
Messenger RNA from Lycium ferocissimum, 1844 nucleotides. Its product is annotated as aldehyde oxidase GLOX-like. Lineage: Eukaryota; Viridiplantae; Streptophyta; Magnoliopsida; Solanales; Solanaceae. The record is from RefSeq and is a predicted model, not a curated record. The transcript has a single exon. Bases 45 to 1721 code for a protein of 558 amino acids.